AUGAAUAUUAAAAGAGUAUUAUCAUUAGAUGAGGCGUUAUAUUUGGCAAAAGAGGCCGGAAUUACAACAAAAGCUGAGAUUCAAAAACUUAUCAUCUAUUCUCCUUCAUUUUCCAAUGAUAAAUCACCGUUUCUAAUUAGUAACUUUUUCAAAAACAGGUCUACUCAGGAUUCUUCUGAAGUUGAAUCUGAAGAUUUGAAACCUGAACCUGAAAAUUCAGAAUUUAAUAUGAAAAUUGAACCAGAAUCUGAAAUUUCAAAUUUUGAUAAAAUCAUCGCAUCCAAACUUGAUCCAAAUUCUCUCAACUUGUUUUGGUAUAAUAAUAAUUGGUGGCGUGUAUAUUCUGAAGGUUUUGGUACUUGUAUGAGAUCUACAAGUCAUGUUAUACUUAAUCGUGGUUCAGGAAUUGUUAAAAUUAAUGGUGAAGAAGAUCUUUAUAAACGUUGGCCUUUAUUCUAUAAUCGUAUGGAUGUAUUGGAACCGUUUUAUAUAUCAGGUUGUGCUGGUGUUUAUGAUCUUUUUAUUAAGACAAAAGGUGGUGGUACUACUGGUCAAUCUAGAGCUACAAGACUUGCAGUUGCUAGAGCUUUAGUUAAUUCUAAUCCUUCAUUACAUUAUUAUUUAAAAGAUUCAUUAUAUGAAGAUUUAAGACAAAAAAUGCCUAAAAUGCCUGGUAGAAUAGGUGCUAGAGCACAGAGGAAAUGGGUUAAACGUUAA
Theileria annulata is the source of this 717-nucleotide messenger RNA. Its product is annotated as ribosomal protein s9, putative. Bases 1 to 717 code for a protein of 238 amino acids. Gene Ontology annotation, molecular function: structural constituent of ribosome; RNA binding. Gene Ontology annotation, cellular component: mitochondrial small ribosomal subunit; ribosome. The transcript is spliced from 7 exons. Gene Ontology annotation, biological process: translation. The record is from RefSeq and is a predicted model, not a curated record. Lineage: Eukaryota; Apicomplexa; Aconoidasida; Piroplasmida; Theileriidae.